This is a messenger RNA of Scatophagus argus, 1791 nucleotides long. Its product is annotated as tissue alpha-L-fucosidase-like. NCBI's taxonomy places the organism in Eukaryota, Metazoa, Chordata, Actinopteri, Scatophagidae. Gene Ontology annotation, biological process: glycoside catabolic process; fucose metabolic process. Bases 135 to 1517 code for a protein of 460 amino acids. The record is from RefSeq and is a predicted model, not a curated record. Gene Ontology annotation, cellular component: lysosome. Gene Ontology annotation, molecular function: alpha-L-fucosidase activity. The transcript is spliced from 7 exons.
UCUUCCGGUAAGAUAAUUCAGGUGUAAUGCGUACGUUACAGACAAGCAGGUCACCUGACACGUCUGUCUGACUACAUAAAAGUACCAAGAUCCUCUUAAUCGGCACAGGACAAGUGCCCAACUCAGGAGGGAUCAUGGCUUUUUACAACCGACCUACAUGCGUUACACUUUCGGUUUGUUUGUUGACCCUUCUUAUGUUGGGACCUGGAUGUAUAGCGCGCUACACUGCCGACUGGACCAGUCUGGAUGCCAGACCGCUGCCCCAGUGGUACGACGAGGCGAAGAUCGGGAUUUUCGUACACUGGGGGGUCUUCUCGGUCCCUGGCUUCGGGCAGUAUAGUGAGUGGUUCUGGUACUGGUGGCAGUCCGCGAAGCGCGCAGACGAAGUUGAGUUCAUGCGGAAAAACUAUCCGCCGGGUUUUCAGUAUACGGAUUUUGCGCCCCAGUUUCGCGCAGAGUUCUUCGAUCCGAACAACUGGGCAGAUAUAUUCAAAGCCUCCGGGGCCAGGUAUGUGGUAUUUACAACCAAGCACCAUGAAGGAUUUACAAACUGGCCCUCAGCAGUCAACUGGAACUGGAACUCAAUGGAUGUGGGCCCCCACCGUGACCUGGUGGGAGAGGUGUCUGCAGCUAUCAGGAAGAAGUCACUGCACUUGGGUCUCUACCACUCUCUGUAUGACUGGUACAAUCCCCUUUACUUGCUGGACAAAGCCUCCGGAUUCAAGACACAGAAUUACGUUGCCCUUAAGGCUCUUCCAGAGUUAGUGGACCUUGUGAUGACGUACAAACCCGACCUCAUAUGGUCUGAUGGGGACUGGGAAGCACCAGAUACCUACUGGAACUCUACCCAGUUUCUGGCCUGGCUCUACAAUGACAGCCCAGUCAAGGAUGCGGUGAUUACCAAUGACAGAUGGGGUAAGGGCUGCUAUUGCAAACAUGGCGGCUACUACAACUGUGCUGACAGGUACACGCCUGGUCAACUUCCAAACCAUAAAUGGGAGAAAUGCCAGUCCAUUGACAGUCGUUCCUGGGGCUACCGAAGAAACAUGAAGCUAAGCGAAAUCAUGGACCUGCCCUCCAUCAUAAAGGAUUUGAUGUAUGUGGUGGCAAUGGGUGGUAACUACCUGCUGAACGUAGGGCCAAUGGCAGAUGGCAUGAUUGCCCCUGUGUUUGAGGAGAGACUGAGGGGACUUGGUGCCUGGUUGGACAUCAAUGGGGAGGCCAUCUAUGCUACCAAACCGUGGAAGGUCCAGACAGAGAACAGCACAGUCACUGUCUGGUACACUGCCAAAAACAAUACAGUUUAUGCUGUCAUGCUUGGCUGGCCGCCCAAACAGCUACUUCAGCUCACAACACCAAAGACAUCUGCGGCCACAAAAGUCACACUUCUGGACUAUCCUAAUGUGCCACUGAAGUGGGCACCACUGACACAAAGAGCUGGACUGACGAUUGUUCUGCCUGCUAUGCCAGCAUCAGCUGGGAAUGCCUGGUCACUGAAACUGGAGGGAGUUAUAUAAAGCCAGAGUUGGAACUAAAUCAUUUUUAGAUCAAGGAUUUAUUACACUUUACUUUCUGAGUGUGUGUGUGUGCAAUUGUAAAUUGAAUGAUGAUGAUUUAAAUGUGAGGGUUACUAUGCACAGAAGUAUUAAAAUGCUGUCAAAGCCUCAUAGCAGGAAUGAAAACCCCCAAAUUGCCUUUUAGAAUGAAUAAUUUAAUCACAGGUGGAUGAAUGUUAACACAAACCCACUUUUUGAGGUUUUCCUUAAAAAAAUAAAUAAUGUGUAUAGUACA